This is a messenger RNA of Arabis nemorensis, 246 nucleotides long. NCBI's taxonomy places the organism in Eukaryota, Viridiplantae, Streptophyta, Magnoliopsida, Brassicales, Brassicaceae. The record is from the annotation of a GenBank genome assembly.
AUGAUAGAGGAAAGCCAGGAAAUAAUUUCUAAAGUUCCUGCCGGUGUGUCAGGAACGGCGCUAGCAGCUUCACUCUUACGUGAUGGAUGGAGUGUGAAUUUCAGUCUCAGUAUAUUAGUCCCGUUUAUCACCGUCUCAACUCUGCUGCUGGCCAAAAUUUAUGAGAAGUAUCAAGAGGCUGUUGAUGCCUUGAGGCAUGAGCAAUUAGGUCGACAGGAAGCUGAGUCGAUACUACAACGGGUAUGA